AACCCGGUGACGGAGCUCGGGUGAGAGGCCGUCAGGUGACCCUACCGCGGACUGGAUCCUGUCCAGAGUCCGUCUGCUGAGCGUCUGCAUCUCCUUCCAGCCGUAACGGAGCGACGGUAAAGCUGCGGCUCCGCUCGAGCGACUCGGUUCGGACGGGAUCUCGCGCUUGGGUUCGUCGCGGGGUUCGGGUUCUGAUUGAAGCCUGACUUUGGGGUUCUGGAGGAGCGGAGCUGCGCGCGUGGAUGCCGCUCACGGCACGAGGCUCUUCCCGGAGGAAGAGGAGGAGGAAGGCGGCGGAGGAGCAGCCGGAGCCCGCAGAGCCUCCAGCACAGGUGAUGGCGCCCACCAGGAUGAAGCUGCGUCGCCGUGACAACGCCGCCGCCGGUCCAUCAGCAGGAGGCGAUGCCUUGGAAGCGGAGGGCCGAGCGGGAACACGCUCCAGCAGCCGGAGGAAGAGCAAAGCCGCCGCCGCCGCCUCCUCCUCCGCCUCGGUGCGGGCGGCCAUGGCGGCGGACGAGACGUCGCCGGACUCCAAGUGCCCCAUCUGCCUGGACCGCUUCAACAACCUGGCGUACCUGGACCGCUGCCUGCACCGCUUCUGCUUCCCCUGCAUCCAGGAGUGGUCGCACAACAAGGCGGAGUGUCCGCUCUGCAAGCAGCCCUUCUCCUCCAUCCUGCACUCCGUCCGCGCCGAGGACGACUUCAAGGAGUACACGCCGCAACCGGCGCCGCCCCACAGCAGCGUGGCCGCCACCGUCGCCAUGGUGGCGGCCAUGGCGGCGCGGAGCGACCACCACAUGCGGCUGAUGCUGAGGCGGCACCAGGCGGAGGACGGCAGGGAGGCCGCCACUAGGAGGCGGAGGAGGGAGCGGGCGUCCCGCGGCGGUGCCGUCCCGGAGGACAGGACAGGGCUGUGGGAGUGGUACCUCGGCUCCCGCCAUCUUCCCGUCACUCCUUCGCCUCCGCCCGCUGCGCUCCGGAACGUCAGCGCCACCAGUGAGCGCGCUCGCUGGCGCCACGCCAACCUCCUGGCGGCGAGGCAGCGGCAGCAGAGGGAGAGGCUGGCCUUCCGCCGCUCCCUGUACUGCCAGGGGAUCCGCGUCCGUGGCGUGGCGGGGCCGUCCGCCCUGGAGGGCCAGCGCGACCUAUCGGCGGAGAGCUUCCGCGAGUACCCGCCCCACAUGAACCGCAUGCGGCGCUGGGUCCGCAGGGAGCUGAAGGUGCUGUACGGCGCCCACGCCACGCUGGUGGACAUCGUCCAGCGCAUCAUCAUGGAGCACCUGCCGCGCCACGGGCUGGAGGACACCGCCACCAUCGAGGAGGAGCUGCGGCCCUUCCUGCUGGGCCGCACCGAGCACUUCCUGCACGAGCUGCUCAGCUUCGCCCGCUCGCCGCUCGGCAUGGACAACUACGACCGCCUGGCCAUCUACGAGGCCUUCCCCGGCGCCCUGAACCUGGACGGCCUGAGCAGCUCCUCCAACAGCAGCUCCGUCAUCGCCAUCUCGGAGGAGGAGGAGGAGGGGCAGAGGGCGGGGCGAGGCGAGGAGGGCGACGCCAGCGAUGAUGUCAUCCAGACGGGAAGCUGCCUCAGCCAAUCAGGCUGGGAUGACGAGACUCCUGGCCCCUCCUACUCCACCGCCGAGCCAUCGCCUCUGCGCACCUCGUUUAGCCCCGCCCCCCAGGAGCCAACCAAUGGGGAGCCAGCAGAGAAGGGGGAGGAGGAGGUAGAGAUCGUCGGAUACAAGAAGCCGAUCGCUGAGCGCACCCCCGAGCUCGUGCAGCUGUCCUCCGACUCUGAGGAGGAGGGGCAGCAGAAAGAGGCGGAGCCUCAGCAGACCGCUCCUCCCCCCGCCCCUCCCUCCACGUCCAGCCUCCGCAGGGAGGAGCAGGAAGCUCCGAGGAUCCCUGAAGGGGUGGCGGCCCGCCGCGCUCGCUCGUGGUCUGGUAGCUCAGAGCGUUCCCUGCGCUCGCUCAGCCCGGCCACGCCCCCACGGCGAGGACCCAGCAGCGCCCAGAGGGAGGGCGAAAGGAGGCCCAAAAAGAAGAGGGGGGGCCACGGGAGGAAGAGCGGCACUCUCUGCAACCCCAACCGCUCCAUCUACCCCCCCAUGCUGCGCCGCAUGGCCUCGCCCUCCAGCUCAGACUCCUCCCUCGACGCCGCCUGGGAGCUGCGCGGCGCCCAGGUGUCCCCGCUCUCCUCGCUCGUCUCCACCCCCUCCCGCUGCUCCUCGUCUUCAUCGCCGCUCUGCUCCUCCCCGCCGCCGCGGACUCCGCCCACCCCCGCCCUGUCCCCCGCAGAGUGCACGCACAACGCCGAGAAGCCCGGCGGGAAGAGGAAGUACAAGAGCCGGCACCUGGACGACGCCAAAGACCCGUCAUGGAGGCCGAUGGGUCGCGAGAGGGGGAGGGGGGGCGGGGACGGGAGGAAGAAGAAGAAGAGGAGGAGGCAGAGGGAGGAGUCUCAGCCGGCGAGCGACCCGGUCCACAGCAGGAGGUCCAGGGAGGAGCGCAGCCCCAGCGUGGAGAUCGUCUACGAGGGCGUGGCUACGCAGCCGCCACAUAAACGCCGCAGGAAACGCCGGCCGCAGCACAGCAGCCCGCCGGUCAUCAUCACUCUGGACAGCGACAGCAGUGCUGGCCCCGCCCACAACAGCGCCAGCAGCAGCCCGCUCAGCAGCCAGCAGACCGUCGACUUCUCUGACCUGCCCCCCCUCUCACUAGCGCCCUCAGCCGGCGUGGGCCGGGCUCUGGACGUCGGGGAGCUUCCCGUCAACAUUCUGGACCCGGGUUCUGACGGGUCCGACCUGGAGCUGACGGGCCGGUCCCAGAGCCGCAUUGACAUACAGAGCGAGAGCGACGUGGACGUGGAGAAGGUGGAGGACGCCGGCGACGGGGGGGAGGGGCCAAUCACAGCGGGAGACGGUAACGGUCCUGGUUCUGACAUGAGCCGGGCCCCCAAAGGAGAACCGGAUGGCACCAGACCUGGGGGGAGCAAUGCCUCCCGACCCCCACCCACCCUCCAGGAAGUUCAGGUCUGAGGCCGACGCCUCGCCCCCCCACAGACUCCCGGAUCCCCUCAGACAGUCUGAGCUCAGCUGACCAGAACCAGAACCAGAACCCGUUUGUGUCUGAGACUGUUUCCAGAAUCCUCUGAGAUAUUUAUUUUUUCUACUGUUUGCAUCCAGCUGACAAACGCUGGAGACCUGGGACCAAAGGCAUUCCACCAGAACCAGAACCAUCAGCCGUGUUCUCAGAACCGGACCUCGGAUCUGUGCAGAGGAACGAAGGUCUGUGGUUCUGCUGAUGGAGGUCCGUUCCUCUCAGGGCUGUAAAUAAACGCUACCAACACCGGA
Molecule: messenger RNA, 3353 nt
Organism: Oryzias melastigma (Indian medaka)
Lineage: Eukaryota; Metazoa; Chordata; Actinopteri; Beloniformes; Adrianichthyidae
Product: E3 ubiquitin-protein ligase Topors
Biological process (GO): protein polyubiquitination; protein monoubiquitination
Molecular function (GO): ubiquitin protein ligase activity; metal ion binding
Source: RefSeq, a predicted model, not a curated record